AUGCGUCUUCAAGUACUUUCCUUGGAGUACUCUCUCUGUUUGCCUCAGGCUUUGUUUGAUGAUAGAAAGUGCUCAUUCUUUGGAGGAAGAAAUAUUGAUUUGGUUCCUAUUAUGCAUAUCUAUGGAACAAUACAGGAAACAAAACAAAAAGCUUGUUUGCACAUUCAUCAAUUGUAUCCGUAUUUUAUGUUGUCAUUUCCAUACGAAUUGUUCCUCGAGGAAGGUGAAACGAUGAAAAAUUCAAAGAGUACUGAUCAUUUACUAAACUUGAAUAUGAAAAAGGUUUACGAUUUCAUUCAUGUUUUAGGAAAUACUAUUGAACAAACCUUUCAUAGAUCACUCUAUGGAACACCACUUCCGAACAACAUGCAACAAAAUUUCAAACAAGAUCAAUCUGUUUUCAAAAACCAAAGACAAUUUAUUCAUGAUAUUGUUGUUGUGACAGGUACACCAUUCUACGGAUACUGGUUUAAUCCUCAAUUAUUCUUAAAAGUCUAUGUGUACAAUCCUAGUCACGUUGGUAAAAUGGCAGCCAUGUUCGGAAAUAGUAGUGUGAUGGGUCAUAAAUUUUCUGUGUAUGAGGCCCACAUUCCUUUUUCUUUACAGUUCAUGAUGGAUUACAACGUGUAUGGAAUGGGAGACUUGCAUGUUGAAAAACUGUUUUUCAGGUUACCGUUUCACACGGCUGAGAAUUGCGAAAGUACUGACAAGAUAUGCAGCCAAAACGCUACAAAUUAUGGAACAAUUUUACCAGAGAAUGUCAAGAGGCUAUCUAAAUGUGAGAUUGAAAUGGACAUUUUCUCCAGGGAUAUUUUGAAUAGACAAGAGAUUAUUAAUGUUCAACUUUCUCUUGAAAAAGAAAAAGACAAUCAGUUUGGAAAAGACAGAAAGCUUCUUCAAUCUCUGAACAUUAUUUGGGAAGAAGAGAGAAAGAGGAGACGAUCCAUCAAUAUGGAAAUUUCACAGCCACCGAUCCCUUUUUCACCAUUUGAGAGAGAGCCAACAGUGAAAAACGAGCUUGAAAAUAUCAUGUACGAUAAUUUGGUAGAUAUUAUAUCAAAGGUCCAAAAAAACGAAGAAGAAGAUGAGAUCAUAUUUGCCAGCCAAGUACCAAACGGAUUGCGAGAUGACACACCCACGAUUAAGCAAUCUCAAGAAGCUCUGAAUAACUUGUUAUCCAAGUACCCAAGUGCUUUCCUCACGUAUGAAGAAAUUAAAGAACGAGGAAGUUCUUAUGAGGCAAGUCACAACCAGAAUGGCAGCAGUUACAACAUUCAAUUAACCCAAAGCGAUGAAGCGCUCGAAAGCAUCUUAAAUUGGAUGCGAGAAAAAGAUUUUGAGCUGAAGGAGGAUGAAUAUAACAACCUGGGGUUUGAGGAUCAAAAUGACGAAGAUGAAGAGAUGGAAGAUAUCACAGAAAACGAGGAGCAGGAGAUUAUAAACUCCAUGAAGGAGGUCAUUGACAUGGAUGAGUCAAUUCAUGUUCUUGAGGUCGAUGACGACCAUUUAUCUGAUGCUGAAGAAACCUAUUCAUCUGACAGCAGCGACGGUGACAUGUACGAACUUAUACCUCAAUAUGAUGGCUAUUCUGACAAGACUACAAGAAAAAAAGACAAGAAUACCAAAUUCACCAUUGAAGAUGUAUCCAUAGGAGAGUUUGUUUAUUUGAGAGCUCCAAAAAAUUGUAAGCCAUAUAUUGCAUGUGUUGUUGACAAAAAUAGCCAAUCUAAAACUGUUACAGUGAGGUGGUUUUAUAGACCUCAAGAAACAAAAGGUGGAAGAAGAGAGUGGAAUGGAGAGAAUGAAGUGUUUUUGAUUUCUCAUUGCGACACUAAUUUAAUUGAUACAGUCAUUGGAAAAUGCAACGUACUUCUUGUGGAUAAGUACUUUAAGGACCUUCCUACCAACAUUGUUGUUGAUAGCUUCUUGAAUGAAGAGAAACUUCCCGAAGAAUUUGUUGAACAACCAAAAGACACAUAUUUUUGUAGAUUUGAAUACUCGGUGAAAAACAAUAGUUUUAGAAAGCUUUCCAACAAGUCAAUGGACAUUUUUACUCAUGAAGGAAACAAGAGCAAUCUACUUCCCAGCAAAAAGAGAAAAGUUUCAUUUCAAGAAGAAUCAGCAUCAACACCAAAGAAGAAUAUUGAAAAUGAGCACGACCAAUUCUUUCUUGAUAACUUUUUUCCAUUCCAGGAAAAAUCAAUACUUUCUACUCACGAAGGGUCUUCAAAUAUUCCUUCUCAGGAAAUUUCUUUUUCUCUAUUUCAACAAGCACUUGAUGUCAGACCUGAACGAUUUCUAUUUGCAGAGGUUUCACAUCAACCUAUGAGUGUUGGUGGUGAAGAUCAAAAUCCUAUUGAACCACCUCAAGAAGGGAAUGAUUUGUUUGGAGAAGCUGCAAUUAUUGCUGAAGAAAGCCGCAACCAACCAUCUUCACCAAUACUAGGAACUAGUUCAGUACAAUUACAACAUGAACACCAAAGCGAACUCAUACCAGAGGAUGAGGUCCAAGUUCGAGACAGUUUAUCACCUCCACUUUUGAUUAUUCCCAACGCACAAUAUGAAAAUACCGAACAAGAUGGUAGAGAUGACAAUAUUGGUACACCACCGUUAAGCGGGACAUCACAUGGUGAAAAUGAUGACCAGGCUUCUUUGUACACGCUGAAUUACAAACACUCUCCUCCCUCAUUAGACAUGGUACUAGACGAUCUUCAUGAAUCAGCAAAGGAAUAUCGAGGUAUGGUCAAGAGUCUCGAAAGAAGACCUUUUUUCAGCAAUCAUGCAGAUUAUUUGGAAAGUAAGAGAAGCUCCAUUAUUCGAUUUUCUUCAAUAUUUGGUAAAAAAAGAGUGAAGGGAGAAAUGCCUAUUAGUAAGCACUUGGAUGAACUUGAUGUUUUUGCAUUUCAAAAGCAUUUUACAAAAUUUGAGUUGAAAGCAAGUACCAUUCACUCCAAAACGAUACUAGAAUUUGCACCAAGACCACCAACACUAAAGCAGGUUAUGAAUGAACUUCAUAGAGACCCAAAGAUAUCUUCAAGUGAUGACUCUGAAAGUUUUACAAACAGAAUUCCAUCUCCAGAGUUUGAUGAACCCAUUUUGGAUGUUGCUUCUUCACUCCCUCCUAAGAAUUUGUGUUCACUCAACACCACUCCACCUAACACACCGUCACGGAGACGAAGAAGAGCACCUCAAUCACUUGUAUCGGAGUUAUCUGUAACUAGCCAGCGAAAAAAGGCUGCCUUUAAUUUAGACGCUCACGAAAAAGAUGACUCUUCAAAUAAGAAGGAGCUCGUCUCCAAGCAAAAUAUUAAUGUCAUGUCGAUUGAAUGUCAUGUCAUGACAAGAGCAGAUUUUUUACCAAAUCCAAUUUAUGAUCCAGUUCAAGCCAUUGUAAUUUGCUCUCAAAAUUGUGCAGAUGUUACAAACAGUACAGAGAGUAUCCUAUUGCUCAAUCGAGAUUUAGAGGAUAGUGACAUCAUACAGCACAAGUUAACAUGUAUUCCACUUAAUUUUGACCGAUUCUUUGAAUUCAACACGGAACAAGACCUGUUGAAUGGAUUCAUUGAUUUUAUUUGCAAGGAAGAUCCUGACAUUUUAUUGGGAUAUGAAAUGCAAACUGAAGGUCUUGGAUAUUUAAUCGAGAGGGGAUUCACUGUACUUGGGAAGAACAUUUGUUAUGACUUGUCACGUUCAAUUUUCUAUCAAAGUGAAAACAAAGCCAAUAAUGCCAACAAGGACAAGAGACAGGACAAAAUCUUGAAAAAGGCACAAGAAUACGCAAGAAACAAACAAUCUGGUGUGAUGAUUAAGGGAAGAGUGGUGAUCAAUGUUUGGCGACUUAUGAAUGGAGAAAUGAAACUGGAUAUGUACACGCUAAAUAAUGUUGCCUUUAACAUUCUCGGAAAGCGAAUUCCACAAUAUUCAUACCAAACACUUAGCGACCUAUCAAACAGUUGCCAUCAUCGAAAAGACAGCUUUGAAUAUCGAAUUAUUCUUCAAUACUAUUACACCAAGGCAAGCAUCACACUCGAGUUGUUGAACUAUUUGGACUUUUUGAACAGAACUGGAGAAUUAGCGAAAGUGUUUGGUAUUGAAUUUUUCUCAGUCCUUAACCGAGGCUCUCAAUAUCGAGUAGAAAGUAUGAUGCUUCGACUUGCACGAUUGUAUAAUUAUGUCGCUCUUUCACCCACACGAAAGCAGGUGAUGGAACAAGCAGCAAUCGAGUGUUUACCAUUAGUCAUGGAGCCACAAAGCAAAUUAUAUACGAAUCCAGUCAUUGUUCUAGAUUUUCAAUCUCUUUAUCCAUCCAUUAUUAUUGCAUAUAAUUUAUGUUAUAGUACAUGUUUAGGAAAGAUGGCAUUUGUGGAUCAAAAGAAGAGUAAGCUUGGAACAUUGGAUGGUUAUGAACCAAAUAGUGAAUUGCGAAAAUUGUUAAAAAACAGAAACGAUGGAAAAUCUAUUGAACAAGAUAUUCUGAUAACUCCCAAUCAAUGUCUUUUUGUAAAACCAAGUGUAAGACAAGGAAUUCUUCCACGAAUGUGUACAGAAAUUCUCAACACUCGAGUCAUGGUAAAGCAAGCAAUGAAGGAAACGAGUAAGGAAGAUACUGAAACUCAACGAAUUCUUAAUGCUCGUCAGUUAGGUUUAAAGCUUAUUGCCAAUGUCACCUAUGGCUAUACAUCAGCAAAUUUCUCAGGAAGAAUGCCACUUUCUGAUUUAGCAGAUGCUAUUGUGCAACUUGCAAGACAAACUCUUGAAAAUGCAAUUGAAACUGUCAAUCAACACUUCAAAGGAAAGUGUCGUGUUGCAUAUGGAGAUACCGACUCGCUAUUUGUCGAGUGUAUUGACUGUUCACGAGAAGAAGCAUUCAAACUUGGCAAAGAAAUUGUUCGAAUUGUGACCAACUCGAAUCCAAAACCAAUCACUUUACAAAUGGAACGAAUAUUUCAUCCUAGCUUUUUGGUCAGUAAGAAGAGAUAUGUCGGUCUAGCUUUUGAAAAUCCUUCACAAACCAAAGGUACUCUUUUCUGCAAAGGCAUUGAAGCCGUAAGAAGAGACAAUUGUUUAAUGGUACGAAGUUUAAUGGAAAAGAGUUUAGAAAUUCUAUUUGAAACUCUUGAUUUUUCUCUUGUGAAAUCCUAUCUAUCCAGACAAUUCUAUAGAAUCAUCUCAGAAAAGUGCUCGUUACAAGAUUUUAUUUUUUGGAAAAAGGUCAAACUUGGAUAUUACAAAUCUGAGAAGAAUCUUCCUCCUUCUGCAAGAGUAGCAAUUCGAGAAAUGCAACGUGAUCCAAGAGCAGAGCCAAGAUUUAAUGAACGAGUUCCCUAUGUCGUUGUGUUCAGUCCCUUACAUCCAUCUAAGGCAAAAUUAUCAGAUAUGGUCAUUCAUCCGAAGUAUUAUAUUGCAGAUCGUAUGGGAACUAGUAGUAAUACGUCAUACUGCCAUCAUCAAGUAGUAAUUCAUAACACUCGUCAAAAAUAUCGUCUUCAUUAUAAUUAUUACAUCACACGACAAUUGUUACCCUCUUUGGAUCGAUUAUUUUCGUUAUGUUUUGUGAAUUGUAAUGUUUGGUAUAUGAAUUUACCGAAACGUGAUGUUUAUUUGAUGGCCGAUUGGAGAAAACAAUUAUUUAGAAAAUCCAAAAAUUUUAUUGAGCGAUAUUUCAAGCCCAUUAGUGUGCCUUGUGUGAGUUGUGGAGCGAUCAUUGAUUGCAAGUCAUUGAGCCAUGACGAAGGAACAAAGACUUCGGAAGAGCCAAUGUGCGUCAAGUGCAAGGAAUACCCACUGGUGUUAUUGCUUCGAUUGAGAAGUGUGGAAAAGAAUAAGAAUAUGCUUUCUGAAAUAUGUCGACAUUGCAACCAUGAAUUGGAUAUGACAAAUGGAUUAUUACCAAACUCUAAAUUUCCAUCGAUUGAAGAAAAAUGUAUUUCUUUGGAAUGUCCAAUUUUGUUUUCCAAGGUUCAUACAUUAAGCAAUUAUGCUAGUUUGUUGUUUGUUGAAAAAGUUUGA
This is a messenger RNA of Naegleria lovaniensis, 6009 nucleotides long. RefSeq lists its product as uncharacterized. Gene Ontology annotation, biological process: error-prone translesion synthesis; double-strand break repair via homologous recombination. Gene Ontology annotation, cellular component: zeta DNA polymerase complex; nucleus. Lineage: Eukaryota; Heterolobosea; Eutetramitea; Acrasida; Naegleriidae. The record is from RefSeq and is a predicted model, not a curated record. The transcript has a single exon. Gene Ontology annotation, molecular function: DNA binding; chromatin binding; DNA-directed DNA polymerase activity. Bases 1 to 6009 code for a protein of 2002 amino acids.